CGAUAAGCCAUUGGAUAAAUGUAAUUAGAAGAGAAAUUGCCAUCUAAGAGCGCUUGGGGGUCUCUGAACUAGCCGACGCAGUUUGCGUCAUGGAUAAUAUUUACUCUUUUUAUAGAUAAACGGUGCACCAAAGAUCGAAAAGGGCGCAUGGCCAUCGUCAAAAGGGUUGAUCAAUCGAGCUGAAGAGGGGAAAGUCCCUCAAAGAAGAAUUUACAUAGAAAAACUUUGUAAAAGUAACGUUAUUGAAUUUCAAAUACACAAGCAGCGCAGAGGAACCACGAAUUUUGUUCAUCGGGGAAAAAAAAACCCUUUAAUUGGUGAUCAGAUUCUUCGAGUAGUAGAAAGUAUACUGCCCCUAAUUUUCACUGUACUGAUUGCGAAAUCUGCCGCUGAAGUGAAGCCAAGCUCUGUGUUUUCUCCCUUUAUCUUAAUUUUCUUUUUUAUUGUUUUCGAGAACCUUUUUGUUCUUCCGGGUUACUUAUGGCAUCGCCAUCUAGUUCCAAAUCCGAGCCAGCUAUAAUCGAGCAAGUUAUCACUGAAUUCUUUGCUAAAAGCGUCCACAUCAUUCUCGAAUCGAGGUCUCCAUAUGUUUCUUCCCGGAACUACUGUGCUGACCCUUUCAUAUCAUCCCCUUCUUCCUCCUCGUCUUCAUUGAGCUUUAGACCAAGAGAUAAAUGGUUUAAUUUGGCCCUGAGAGACUGCCCAGCUGCAUUAGAGAAUUUUGACUUAUGGCGGCAGAGCAACCUUGAGCCAUUGGUUGUUGACGUAAUCUUGAUUGAUAGGAAAUCAAUUCGGAAUGUGAGUUUUCCUUCUCCAAGUGGGUUCCUUGUGCGGAACCUCUCUUCAGGUCGAGAUGAACUUGUAAGUGAAAAUAGAAGUGAAAAGAUUGUGGAGAGGUGGAUUGUGCGAUAUGAAAGUCAAAGUAGCAGUUGGCUCACUAGGGAAUCUUCUCAUCAAGGAAGAAAGAAAGGAAGCAGGGCUACCUCCCACUCAUCUGAAUUCCAGUUCAUGUACAAGAAAGCUUACAGGAGGAUCAUAGUCUUACUCAGGUCUCUGUAUGCUGUUGUUAGGCUUUUACCCACUUACAAGCUCUUCAGAGAUCUCAAUGCCUCUGGUCAGAUCCACCCACUGAGCCUUUCUCACAGGAUUUUAUCUGUUGUGCAUCCUUUUAAUCGUGAGGAGGAUGCUGAGAUUAAUCAACUUGGUCUUGGGCCGCUUGACACUUUUUUCGGAAAGUUGUCCCUUUCUGUCACGUAUUUGAAGAAAAUUGAAGUUAUGGGCUCGGAACCUUCCACUCCCAUGUCUACUCAAUUUAUUAUGGAUUAUGUUGGGAGCCCUCUGGCUGAUCCUCUUAAGAGGUUCCAAUCACUUCCUUAUAGUGGAUCAGCACCUUCAUGCACUUCAUUAAACAGAAGGCAUAGUUGGAGCAAUGAUCAUGGAGAAACUCCUUCCUUUUCUCUUACUCCAUCACCUACAUAUUCUGAUUCUCGAGCUUUGGAUUGUAAUUUGAACCCCAAUCUCCGGCCUCCCAAUCAUUUGCUUGACACCUCUUCAUCACCACACCGUUUACUGAAAGGUUCAUAUGCAGCCUAUACCAAAAAUUUUGAUGAGUACAAGCCAUCACCACCAUUUUCCCCAUCAUUUUCCCCAUCCCCUCCAUCCCAUUUGUCCAAAGCUCUUAUACGCUCAGAGAGUGCUCCAGUUAGUAUCCCCUUGCCAGGGCAAAAGGGACGUAAUGGAGGCCAAAUUCAAGGUCUGCCUCGACCUUAUUCUAGCAGCAAGAGGCAGGGGUGCCGUUCUCAAGCAGAUAGUUUUGGCACCGAACUUAGCUCAACAUCCACUCCUCAGACCCUUUCACCUGAAAAUAAGUUGCAACUAAAGAAAGAAUCAUUGAUGUUGAUGGAGUUGCAAACUGGCAUGUUGCCCCCCAAGAUUUUCUCUUCUGGAAAAGACCAUACUGGAAAUAUAUCCAUUUAUAAAGUUCCAUCUUACACUUCAUCACAUAUACCAUCUAGAAGCUCCAGCAGGUUAUCUUCUAUGGAUGACUUUGAUGAUUCUGGCUUUACCUACCCUUUUGCUGAAGAUGAUGAGGAGGUUACAAAUUCGUACAGGGUUGAAUCUGCUGAUUGCAAAGAUCAUGCUGGUGAAAAUCUGGGCCAAGGAGAGUUAAUUCCAAUCAAAAGAUCUCCUGAUGCAGCUGUGGGUGCUCUUGUUAGGAUGCUUAGGACUGCAUCACCUCUACAGCUUGAUAAUUCCAACACACUCAGAUCCAUGCAAGUUUUCGACGAUGAAAUUUCAAGCAAGAAAUUUCAGCAGGAAAAAGAAGAUAAUGAGAAAAAUGAUAUGAGGAAGGUUGAGAGUUCUUCCUGUUUGGAUAUUACAGCUUCAGAACUCUUAAAGUCGAGGACUGCUGCUGAUGCUUUAGAAGAAUUCCAAACUUAUAAGAAUAUGAGGGAAUUAAUACUUAAACAAGGUGGAUCCCUUGUUCAAGAAGUUGAAGAUGCAGCAAAAUCUAGUUCUGGAUAUCCAACAGAGGUCUAAUGAUGCCAUUUAUUGUGUAUAUAUGUACAUAAUCUUAUUUUACAUCAGACUUCCUUUAUCUUAUGUGUCUACGAUCUAAAUCAAACUAACUUUAUUCUAAAUGUGGCUUAAGGUUUCCAUGGCGCUUCCUUUUGUUUCCGAGUGCAAGUGGGCUGCUUAAGAAGUCAUGAUUUGAGGGGAAAAGUGUUAAAUGUAUAUUUUUGUUUGAUGAAAAUGAUAUGACUAGCCACUUAAUAUGGCUUUUUUCCAUUUGA
Molecule: messenger RNA, 2795 nt
Organism: Dendrobium catenatum
Lineage: Eukaryota; Viridiplantae; Streptophyta; Magnoliopsida; Asparagales; Orchidaceae
Product: autophagy-related protein 13b
Exons: 4
Coding region: 481-2541 (686 amino acids)
Biological process (GO): autophagosome assembly; piecemeal microautophagy of the nucleus; protein localization to phagophore assembly site
Cellular component (GO): cytosol; Atg1/ULK1 kinase complex; phagophore assembly site
Source: RefSeq, a predicted model, not a curated record